AUGUGCUGUUCAGCAGAAUGCAAUGAACUAUCGGAGAUGAUUGCGGAUCUCUCGGAAUCCUUUCCUACCCUUUACCGCGGCUGGCUGCCUCGCAGUCAGGUUCGUGCAGCGCUAGAAAAGGUUGGAUUCACCCUCUCCAGUGGUGACUUUCGAUGUCUUGUCGAAGAAGAAUUUAUGCGACCUGGAUGCGACCAUAUCUGCGUGGAUACGCUGAUCGAAAUUAUUAAAGUGCUGAAGGCAAGUCAGGAUAAGCAUCAGCUAGUUGAAAAGAAGAAGGAACUUCGAGAUCGGGCUGAUUUAAGAGUUUAUGAGACUGAGAUGCAGGAAAACUCUACAACCACGGCGAAGCAUUCGGUGAGCCCAGCCGAGGAGAGGGCAUUCAUUGAUUGGAUAAACCGUUUACUAGGUCGUGAUCAAGACCUCAAACACCAUCUGCCCAUAGACUACAAUGUUGAUGGACAGCUGUACGAGCGGUGUCGCGACGGUCUUCUGCUCUGCAAACUCAUAAACGCCGCUGUACCUGACACCAUCGAUGAGCGUUGUAUCAAUAAAACCCCCACGAAGCCAAAUAUAUUCAAGAUAAACGAGAACCUUACACUGGCAGUAAACUCAGCUGAGUCCAUUGGAUGCUGUGUAGUCAACGUUGGCCCAGAGGACAUUGAACAAUGUGCCCGCCACCUAGUACUCGGUCUUAUCUGGCAAAUAAUUCGCAUCGGCUUGUUGGGUAUGAUCUCAAUCCAGCAUCAUAGCGAGCUUAUCGACUUGUUGGAGCCUGGUGAGACUGUAGAUAAUUUGCGUCUGCUUUCCCCGGAGGACUUGCUUCUCCGUUGGGUAAAUUUCCACCUCGAAAUGGCCGGCAAUACGCACAGAAUGACAAAUUUUACAUACGACGUCAUCGAUUCCGAGAUUUACGCCACUUUACUCCAACAAAUCGCUCCGGAAGAUAAGCAGUCAUUUCUCAUACCAGUAACUGGCAUUAUGGCCGAGAGCAAUAUGUACUGUCGCGCUGAAAUGGUUCUUGAAAACGCAGAAUUCCUUAAUGCAGCUGCCUUUAUCUCACCUGAGGAUAUUGUGAAUGCAGCAGAACGCGGAAUGGCUCGCGAUAAACUUCAUCUAGCCUUUGUGGCUAACCUCUUCAAUCUCUACCCAGGUUUGAAGUCGAAACCGCCCGUAGACGUUCCAGAAACACUAGAAGAGAAAACCUAUCGCAACUGGAUGAAUUCAAUGGGCGUUGCACCGUUCGUGCGUGACCUAUCUAGCGACUUACGAAGCGGCCUCAUAUUUUUGCAACUCCUAGAUGUCUUGGAGCCCGGAACUGUAGCCUGGAAAAAGAUUGUUCGUGUAUUUGAUCCAAAGCGUCAGAUAUUUCAAAUGCAAGACAACUGUGCUUACGUCGUUGAGUACGCGAACUUACUGAAUGUCAACGUAGUUAAUUUGAGCGGUGAAGAUUUGCGAAAUGCAGAGAGAAAACUGACGCUAGGACUUACCUUUCAAUUGAUGAGAGCCUAUACUAUGAAGAUGCUCUCCGGGCUACAUCAGUGUUUUGGUCACCUUUGCGAAAAGGACAUUCUUGAAUGGGCAAACGAGAAACUGAUCUCCGUGGGGGCUCCGAUGCUUGCCAGUUUCCGCGAUUCCACAAUCUCAAAUGGGGUACCAGUAAUGAAUCUCAUCAAUGCAAUCAAACCUCAUUCCAUUGACAAGUCGAUGGUGCUAAAAGAUAAGUUGGCGAACUGUCGAAUUGCAAUCAGCACAGCGCGCAAAAUUGGGGCUCGGGUUUACGCCCUUCCAGAACAUUUGAGAGACGUGAAUCCAAAGAUGGUCAUGACGGUUUUUGCUUGCCUGAUGGCCCUUGACAUACAACUCAACGGGGCACCGUAA
Hydatigera taeniaeformis is the source of this 1878-nucleotide messenger RNA. The record is from the annotation of a GenBank genome assembly. Lineage: Eukaryota; Metazoa; Platyhelminthes; Cestoda; Cyclophyllidea; Taeniidae.